Mucor mucedo is the source of this 621-nucleotide messenger RNA. Its product is annotated as fork head domain-containing protein. The transcript is spliced from 2 exons. The record is from RefSeq and is a predicted model, not a curated record. Bases 1 to 621 code for a protein of 206 amino acids. Gene Ontology annotation, biological process: regulation of transcription by RNA polymerase II. Gene Ontology annotation, molecular function: RNA polymerase II cis-regulatory region sequence-specific DNA binding; DNA-binding transcription factor activity, RNA polymerase II-specific. Lineage: Eukaryota; Fungi; Mucoromycota; Mucoromycetes; Mucorales; Mucoraceae.
AUGGAAACCGAGACAGACACAAGUUAUAACACAACUGCAUAUUUGCCACCGAUUCCAGUCUUAAUGCGUCAUCCUUAUAUGGUUACAUCUGUUAAGCAAUAUCGUUCUGAAUCUCAAAGUGAACAACUACAGACACACAUAGUAUCAGAGUCCUUUAUUCCAAUGGCCCCAAACCUUAUAAAACCACCAAGAAAAAGACGCCGACCCCCUUUUUCGUACUCGUCAUUAAUAGCACAAGCUAUCUUAGAGAGCCAGAAUGAACGUUUGACACUACGAGAUAUAUAUACAUGGAUCACAACGAGAUAUCCAGCCCUCUACAAUGCUGAGGAUACCGGUUGGCAGAACACAAUUCGACAUAAUUUAUCAUUAAAUCGUUGCUUCAAAAAAAUAUCGAAAGCAGAGAUGGAUGGUGUCAAAGGAAAAGGUGGCUAUUGGACUAUCGAUCCAGCACACAUGGAAAAAUUUAAAAAUGGCGCUUUCGCAAGAGGAUCCUCGAGCAUAUUACGCCGCAGACCUACAUCAACAAACACCCCUUCACCGCCUAGUCUACCCGAUACCCCUGUGUCUAAUGACCACGGUAAUCCUUGUCCUGUCAUGCAAAUUCACAAUUUACUCAAUUAA